AUCAAUGCCGAAAAGUUCUAAAAAAAAGUCGAAUUAGAAAGACAUUAGUAUUAGUUGAGUUGCUACCGGUGUUAGAUAGCUGAAAGUUGAAGAGACCAAAAAAAUAAAAUUAUGGUAGACAACAUGAAUAUUAAGAAAAGUGUAGCCGACACAUUCGACGGUCAGACCGUAUUUCUGACCGGUGCUACAGGGUUUCUGGGAAAGCUAGCUCUGGAAAAGCUUUUGCGGGGAUGCCCCGGCAUCAAGAAAAUUUAUAUCGUAAUAAGGAGCAAGAAGGGUAAGGACGAAACCCAGAGGAGGACUGAAAUUUUUGAGAACGAGAUCUUCGAACCCUUGAAACGAAAAACAGCCGAAAUCUUCGAAACAAAAGUGGAAGUAAUGUCCGGAGAUUUAUCCCUUCCGAACUUGGGGUUGUCAGAAGUUGAUCAGAAGACAUUAAUCGCUGAAGUAAAUUUUGUACUUCACUUCGCAGCGACCGUACGAUUCGACGAAAAAAUCAAAAGGGCUGUCGCCAUCAACAUCAAAGCAACCAGAGACAUACUGAAGAUGGCGAAACAGAUGAAAAAUUUGAAAGGGUUCGUCCACGUUUCGACCGCUUAUUCCUUUUGUCCAUUGAAGGAGAUCGAAGAAAAAUUUUACGAACCGGCAUACGACGUCGACAAAAUAAUUAAUUUGGUAGACGCAAUGGAUGAUGACAUGCUAGACUAUCUUACUCCAAAGUUGUUGAAGGAAUGGCCCAACACAUACGUUCUAACAAAAUCCAUUGCCGAACAGGUGAUACGGACUGAAUCGGACGGACUGCCCUUGGUUAUGGUCAGACCUUCUAUUGUUAUGUCAACGUAUCAGGAACCUCUGGGAGGCUGGACUGACAAUUUCUACGGGGCAUUGGGGGCCCUAGUCGGCGGGGCUUUGGGUUUAAUAAAAACAAUGUGGGUUAAGUUCAACAACGUUGCUGACCUUGUACCUGCUGAUUACGUGGUCAAUUGCAUCAUUGCUUCUGCUUGGGACGCGGCAAAUAACAGGAAUGAGUUUAGUAACAAUCCAGGGGUGGAUUCAGGAGACGAUAGAGCAAAUAAAAUCAAGAUUUACAAUUAUGUUUCUGGUUCCGAAAACCCGAUAACAUGGGUGACCGGAACAAAUAAUAAUNCGAACAUUAAGAGAAUAUAUAUAUUAAUAAGAACCAAAAAUGGAAAAGACCAUAUCCAAAGGAGAAAUAAAGUAUUGGAAUGUGAAAUUUUUGAGCCACUCAAAAAAAAGGUAAUUGAAAACAUUGAAGAAAAAGUAGAAGUAAUCGCUGGAGAUCUCGCCGUUUCUCAAUUGGGGAUAUCCCCAGCUGAUCAAAAGAAGAUAUUGGAAGAAACGAAUUUUGUGUUCCAUAUCGCAGCGACAGUAAAUUUCGAUGAGAAGAUAAAGAAGGCGGUCGAAAUCAACAUUAAAGGUACUAGAGACAUUUUGAAGCUGGCAAAACAGAUGAAAUAUUUGCAAGGUUUCGUCUAUGUUUCAACUGCGUAUUCUAAUUGUCCACGACAUGAAAUUGAAGAAAAGUUUUAUAAUCCACCGUAUGAAGUGGAUAAAAUUAUAAACAUCGUGGAUUCUUUGGACGAUGAUCUCCUGCAAUAUCUAACGCCAAAAAAACACGUUUCAGCUGGCAUGUACGCGUAUACCGAAGAAAUCGGUCAGCAGGUGCCGUCGAAGAUGUGUGUGUGGCAUUACUUUUUUGUGCCGACAGAAAACGAGACGAUGUACAAAAUCUACGCGGUCUUGUUGCAUACAAUUCCGGCGCAUGUGGCGGAUUUCGUCGCCAGAUGUAUAGGGAGGAAACCGCAAUUAGUGGACGGUUACAGAAAGAUUCACAAAUUCUUGGAAGUUAUACACUAUUUUUCCACACGUCAGUGGACUAUCCACAACAAGAACACGCAAAAAUUGUGGCACAAAUUGAACCCCGACGACAGGACCAAUUUUCAGUUCAAUAUUAAAACCAUGAAGUGGGAACAUUUCUUUUACAUGUGCAUCAGGGGCGCGAGGGUGUACUUGGUCAAGGAUCCCAUGGACACCCUCGAAGAAGGCAAGGGAACCAAAAUGGAAAAUAGACAAAUUGCGAGUGUAGCGAAAACGUUUGAAGGAAAGACUGUUCUUCUGACUGGAGCAACAGGAUUUUUGGGAAAACUGACAGUGGAAACACUUCUUCGAACUUGUCCGAACAUUAAGAGAAUAUAUAUAUUAAUAAGAACCAAAAAUGGAAAAAACCAUAUCCAAAGGAGAAAUAAAGUAUUGGAAUGUGAAAUUUUUGAGCCACUCAAAAAAAAGGUAAUUGAAAACAUUGAAGAAAAAGUAGAAGUAAUCGCUGGAGAUCUCGCCGUUUCUCAAUUGGGGAUAUCCCCAGCUGAUCAAAAGAAGAUAUUGGAAGAAACGAAUUUUGUGUUCCAUAUCGCAGCGACAGUAAAUUUCGAUGAGAAGAUAAAGAAGGCGGUCGAAAUCAACAUUAAAGGUACUAGAGACAUUUUGAAGCUGGCAAAACAGAUGAAAUAUUUGCAAGGUUUCGUCUAUGUUUCAACUGCGUAUUCUAAUUGUCCACGACAUGAAAUUGAAGAAAAGUUUUAUAAUCCACCGUAUGAAGUGGAUAAAAUUAUAAACAUCGUGGAUUCUUUGGACGAUGAUCUCCUGCAAUAUCUAACGCCAAAGAUGUUGAAGGAUUGGCCGAACACAUAUGUGUUUACAAAAUCCAUUGCCGAACACGUUGUAAAAACCGAAUCAGAUGGGUUGCCUUUAUGCAUUGUACGACCCUCUAUAGUGAUGUCCACGUAUCAAGAGCCGUUAUCAGGCUGGGCUGGCAAUGUAUUCGGGGCAAUCGGGGCUGUAGCCGCAGGAAAUGUCGGUUUAAUAAGGACGAUGUGGGUGAAGCGUUAUAAAAUUGCAGACAUAGUUCCUGCCGAUUUUGUUGUAAAUUGUAUUAUCUCUGCUGCAUGGGACAUUUCGAACGAUAGGGAAAGUUGCGUCGCCGAGCCAGCGAUGAGUUUAGAAUCCAAAGAGAAGACAACAAAAAUUUAUAAUUACGUGUCCGGACCCGAAAACUCAAUAACUUGGGGGAAAACAUACGAGUAUACAAAAGAAUCGGGCAAAACAGUACCGUCGAAAGCGUGCCUGUGGUAUCACUUCUUUGUGCCCGCCUCUACCGAACGAAUGUACAAAGUCUACAUGAUCUUUUUGCAUAUAAUUCCGGCAUACAUUGUGGAUUUUAUUGCGAAACAGUCUGGGCGAAAACCACAAUUAGUGGAGGGCUACAAGAAAAUCCACAAAUUAUCCGAUGUCCUGCAUUAUUUUGCGACACACGAGUGGAAAUUCGAAAAUAAAAACACCAAAAGCUUGUGGAAAAAACUGAGCGAUGAAGACAGGACUAUGUUUCCGUUCAGCAUGAAGUUGUUAAAAUGGGAGGAUUAUUUUGGGAUAUGCAUGAGGGGAGUGAGAGUAUAUAUACUUAAAGAUCCGAUGGAAACACUCGAAGAAGGCAGGGCCCACUAUAGGAAACUGACAAUAUACCAUUACACACUAGUUUGUUUUUUAUGUCUAUUAGUUGUCGGUUUUUUGAGCAUAUUUUUAAAUGUUUAAUUUCCGUGUUGGUAUGGUAAUUGUAUUAAACUAUAGACAGCAUAAAUUUUAAACGUUGUAGCUUUAUCAUUUGGUGGCAUUUAAAACUUAUAACUGAAAAUUAAUUAAAAAAAAUUGUUAAACUACUAUACGGCACCGAAUGCAUUACAGCGCUGUGGGUAGCAAGUUGAUAGCAGUAACUUUUGUAAAAGUUUAUGUUUAUUAAGUAGCCAUGUAUGUAUGUAUGCAUGUUUUACAACAAGUAUUAUAUAUUUCUGUAUAAAUAAAUACUUCAGCCUGAUAUUGCUAGGACGAUCAGUUAGUUAUAUUUCCAUCAAAUACAAGGAAUCCUGAA
Messenger RNA from Agrilus planipennis (emerald ash borer), 3940 nucleotides. RefSeq lists its product as uncharacterized. Gene Ontology annotation, biological process: long-chain fatty-acyl-CoA metabolic process. Gene Ontology annotation, molecular function: alcohol-forming very long-chain fatty acyl-CoA reductase (NADP+) activity. The record is from RefSeq and is a predicted model, not a curated record. Lineage: Eukaryota; Metazoa; Arthropoda; Insecta; Coleoptera; Buprestidae. Gene Ontology annotation, cellular component: peroxisome. The transcript is spliced from 19 exons. Bases 112 to 3606 code for a protein of 1164 amino acids.